CGUUUCUUUCCAUAAUGCUUGCCCAAACGCCCCGCUAGGUUCACAGUUCGCUAACAAGCUUGGGAACACCAGAUCGGAAGACGGAAGACGGAAAACGGAGAGGUAAAGUCGCAGAGCGGAUUAGAUCAAUUCAACGCAGAGCAAAGAUGUCAAGCGCUUGGACAAAUUUGAGCUUUGGAAUCAUACAUAGGGAUGUAGAUGGGGAGUGGGAGAAAUCAGGGUGGAGUUGUGGGUAUUUAUAUAUAAUUGGAGGUUCUUGCUCACUCUCAGAAGAUCUAUGCAUCUGCAAAAUCUUAGAGAGGAUAAAGAGAUCAAAUUUUAUAUCAAAUAAAUUAUAGCUGUGGAGCAUCUUGGAGCAUUUUAAGCAGUCGAGCUUGUGGAGCACCGCUCACUUCAAGGAUUGCUCUCUUGCGCAACUUCUAUUCACUUAGCAGCCUCUCCGGUUCUGAAAAUGAGUGGUCGCUUUUCUCGCACAAUAUAUGUUGGAAACCUGCCCGCAGAUAUAAAAGAAUGGGAACUUGAAGAUCUAUUUUACAAGUAUGGCCGUAUAUUGGAUAUUGAAUUGAAGGUUCCACCCCAUCCUCCAUGUUACUGUUUUGUGGAGUUUGAGAACUCUCGGGAUGCUGAAGAUGCAAUCAGGGGUCGAGAUGGCUAUAACUUUGAUGGUUGUCGUUUAAGGGUUGAGCUUGCGCAUGGUGGCAGAGGGCAAUCAUCUUCAAGUGAUCGUCGUGGUGGCUAUGGUGGCCGCGGUGGUGCCAGUGGGGCGCGUUUUGGCAUUUCACACCAUUCUGAAUUUAGAGUUGUUGUUCGAGGGCUUCCUUCAUCUGCUUCUUGGCAAGAUUUGAAGGAUCAUAUGCGAAAAGCUGGUGAUGUGUGUUUUGCUGAAGUUUCCCGGGACAGUGAGGGAACCUUUGGGCUUGUUGAUUAUACUAAUUAUGAGGACAUGAAGUAUGCUAUUCGGAAACUUGAUGAUACCGAAUUUAAAAAUCCAUGGGCAAGAAGUUAUAUCCGGGUGAAGAAGUUUGAGAGAAGUCCAUCCAGGAGUCGAAGUAGGAGCCGCAGUAGAAGCAGAAGUUUAAGAAGGAAUAGGAGCAAAUCAUUGGAUCGGUCUGCUUCUAGAUCACCAUCAAAAUCUAGAUCAGCAUCUCCUGUCAAGCCCUCCAGACCGAGAGACAGGUCACGGUCAGCAUCUCCCCGCAAGGUGCGAUCGGGUAGUGGUUGAUUCCGUUGCAACCUGAGUUGAACUUUUUAAUUCCUGCUUGGAUGGGAAUGCUUUGCUUCAUGUUUUAAGACAUCUUAGUGGACUAAUGGCUGGAAAAUGUCAUUUUAAAUGAAUUAGAACUUUGUAUGGCCAGAUAAUAUUUAUCAUAUGCUUUAUGGAUUUGUGGUUUUAUUUUUUUGCAA
Molecule: messenger RNA, 1404 nt
Organism: Cornus florida
Lineage: Eukaryota; Viridiplantae; Streptophyta; Magnoliopsida; Cornales; Cornaceae
Product: serine/arginine-rich splicing factor SR34A
Exons: 14
Coding region: 452-1222 (256 amino acids)
Cellular component (GO): nucleus; ribonucleoprotein complex; cytoplasm
Molecular function (GO): mRNA binding
Source: RefSeq, a predicted model, not a curated record